AUGGAGUCCGAAGCCUUAAUGACGCUGCUGAGUGGGACCAGCAGGCAGGUGCAUAGGCUGUGUCGAGCCGGCCUGUCCUUCCUCACAGUGCUCCGGCUCGGAUCGCUGGCGCUGGGGGCCAAGACCCUAUGGCGAGACGAGAUGGCCGACCUGCAGUGCAAUUCCACCUCGCAGGGCUGCAUCUUGUCUUGCUUCGACAAGGCCUUCCCCAUCUCCCCUUUCAACCUCUUUCUGCUGCAGGCGGCUAGCCUCCUGACGCAUGGGGUGGCCUGCGCUUGCAUCUUCCACUCGCCUAGGUGCCAGGGGAAAAGUGGCUGGUGGCGCGGCCCACUCCACGGCAAGAGCCACGGGCUGCGGCUGCAUUGGGUCAGUCUCUUGGCGAAGGCCCUCCUGGAAGGAAUCUUUCUGAUGGCGUUCCACGGCCUCUACAGUCGCUAUCCAUCAGGGCUCCGCUGCCCUCUGUCAGUCACCUGCCCCAAAGCUGUGCUGUGCGCCAUCCAGUAUGCCAACUGGAAAGACACAUUCAACCUUUUUGUAGCUGGGAUGACCUGGGUGUCCGUCGCGCUGUGCCUUGUCGCCCUGUACCCGGCAAUUGCCGAAACCCUUCGGCCUCCAUCAAGCCCUCUGAAAAAUCAACUGGCACGCCCCUUUUUAGUCUCACAUCCUUGA
This is a messenger RNA of Rhineura floridana, 669 nucleotides long. RefSeq names its product gap junction beta-5 protein-like. The transcript has a single exon. NCBI's taxonomy places the organism in Eukaryota, Metazoa, Chordata, Lepidosauria, Squamata, Rhineuridae. Gene Ontology annotation, biological process: cell communication. Gene Ontology annotation, cellular component: connexin complex. The coding region runs from base 1 to 669 and encodes 222 amino acids. The record is from RefSeq and is a predicted model, not a curated record.